UAUGAUGUAAUUUUAAUCAAUAGCGCACAAUCCGUCUUUUUUCCUUACCGAGACCGAUCCGCGUUGGUAAUGAAUACCUCAACAAAAUCGGAUUGUUGACAAAAGAAACCAUCAAUAACCACACAUCCAUGCAUCGGCAAAACAUCGCAUGGAAAAAAAAGUUGAUAUUCAUCUUAUGCCGAGAGAGAGAGAGAGAGAGAGAGAGAGAGAGAGAGAGAGUAGCAGUUAGCAGCCUAAUGACGUGUUAACUGUGGAGUCAGAAGUAAUUAAUCUUGGAUACUGUAACCUUCAGACUACAGCUAGCUCUGCAGCUACCUAAAGUCAACUCUUAGUUUGUACUUAGUGUAGAAUCAAGUACGUUUCAGGAAUAUCUCAACCUGCAAGUUUUGCAGUCAGAUCGAAUAAACCCUACAGAGCUAGUGUCAACUCUUUUGCACGGUCCUGUGCGUACUUGCAACAGUUAAUGCACUGGCACUGCAAAUAUAUUAUCUCAUAUAAGUAGCUUGGCAUCCCUGAUAAGUUCAACAAAAACAGAUGUACGAUCCUUGUGAAUCUCUUCGUUAGUUGGAGAACCUCACAAAUUAAGAAACAGAGGACAACGUCAAACAUAUAACUAAUGGAGUGAUGGUGUGCAUUAACUUGUCUCUCAGAGCACAUUGCAGCUCUGAGAGCUCCAAGGAGCAAGGAAGAAGAAGCUUUCCUCCCUCAGUACAAGAGGACACUGAAAUGGAGGUCGCCUCCACUCCCACCACCCCACCACCCAUCAACUUCUCGCUGCCGGUGGACUCGGAGCACAAGGCCAAGUCCAUCAAGAUCUUCUCCUUCGGUAACCCGCACAUGCGCGCCUUCCAUCUUGGAUGGAUGUCCUUCUUCACCUACGUUGUCUCCACCUUUGCUGCUGCGCCCCUUAUCUCCAUCAUUCGUGACAACCUCAACCUCACCAAGGCCGACAUAGGCAACGCUGGGGUCGCCUCUGUAUCCGGUGCCAUCUUCCCAAGGCUGGCCAUGGGCGCCAUCUGCCACCUCCUUGGCCCACGUUACGGCUGCGCCUUCUUGGUCAUGCUCUCCGCACCAGCGGUGUUCUGCAUGUCCGUCAUCGACGGUCCUGGCGGAUACAUCACUAUCCUCUUUCUCAUUGGUGUCUCACUUGCCACUUUUGUAUCAUGUCAGUACUGGAUCAGUACCAUGUUCAAUAGCAAGAUCAUCGGGACAGUUGGCGGCUUGACGGCGGGGUGGGGUGACAUGGGUGGUGGUGCCACACAACUCAUCAUGCCUCUCGUCUUUGAUGGCAUCUUAGCAAGUGGUGCAACAUCUUUCACGGCAUGGCGCGUCGCCUACUUUGUGCCAGGAAUGAUGUUGGUGGUGAUGGGCCUACUUGUGCUCACCAUGGGGCAACACCUUCCUGAUGGCAACUUGAGGAGCCUGCAGAAAAAUGGCGACAUGAACAAGGACAAGUUCUCAAAUGUUCUACGUGGCGCCGUCACCAACUACCGCACAUGGAUCUUCGUCUUCAUCUAUGGCUACUGCAUGGGUGUCGAGCUCACCACCAACAAUGUGAUCGCCGAGUACUACUACGAUAGCUUCCACCUCGAUCUCCAGUCUGCUGGGAUCAUAGCCGCAAGCUUCGGCUUGGCCAACAUCUUCGCGCGCCCCAUGGGCGAAUACCUCUCUGAUCUUGCUGCCCGCUACUUCGGCAUGCGUGCCCGCCUCUGGAACAUCUGGAUCCUCCAGACCGCUGGCGGAGCCUUCUGCCUCUGUCUCGGUCGCGCAACUACCCUUCCCACCUCCAUCACAUGCAUGGUCCUCUACUCCAUCUGCGUGGAGGCUGCAUGUGGUGCCGUUUAUGGCGUCAUCCCCUUCGUCUCCCGUCGCUCCCUCGGCCUCAUCUCCGGCAUGAGCGGCGCAGGCGGUAAUGUUUCCGGAAUGCAGAUAAGCUAGAGCACCUGCUGAUAUUGUGGC
Triticum dicoccoides is the source of this 1959-nucleotide messenger RNA. RefSeq names its product high-affinity nitrate transporter 2.1-like. Gene Ontology annotation, molecular function: nitrate transmembrane transporter activity. Lineage: Eukaryota; Viridiplantae; Streptophyta; Magnoliopsida; Poales; Poaceae. The coding region runs from base 625 to 1938 and encodes 437 amino acids. The record is from RefSeq and is a predicted model, not a curated record. Gene Ontology annotation, biological process: transmembrane transport. The transcript has a single exon.